AGCUAUCUUGUGGGCAAAGGGGGUGGAAAGAGAACAGAAACAACGAGGUGAAGAGCAGUGGUGAAUUGCACUGGCUGACUGGCAUAUAGAAAGACAGAGAGCGCAUAUAAGAAAGAACGAGAGACAAUGAAAACAGACGAAUGACGUACAUAAUUGUUUACAUAAAUAUACCCGGCGUUAUCUAGUGCAGAAGAAGCCAUUCUCUGUGUUCUGUUUUUAUCAUUUCAAUUAAAGUAUUUUGAGCGAAAAUUAAUUGAAACUGGAGAACGUGAAGCGAGCGAAGAAAAGUGGACUAUUGAGAAGGCUGGGAAAGUCCUUCAGGGAGCAGUGCGAAAGAGAAUUGGAUGCUGAAAAUCAACCAGGACCGAGUACGCUGCAACCCAACCCAAGCCAAACUGCAACAGAUACUGAUCUUCAUAUCACCGAUGAGGAUAUGUAUGAAGAGAUAUAUUUGCAUGAGCUUGAUACUGGCAUGGCUGAGAGUGCAGAGUACGAAGAGGAAUGGAUAUCGUUUACGGAUGAAGAAGAUGAAGAGGAAGUUGAUGCUGAGCAGCAUGUGUUCAAGGAUGAUGAUGAAGCCAACCGGAACAACACGUUUUCCAAAAAAUUACAAUUGUGGGCACUAUCUCAUCGAAUAACACAUGCUGCUUUGAACGAUUUAUUGGAGAUAGUUCAGGAAACUACGGAAUAUUAUGUUCCUAAAGAUGCCCGGACUUUCUUGAAGACUCCCGUUGGCGUUGGCAAACAAAUUGCUUCGGUGGCAGGUGGACAGUUAUGGUAUCAGGGGAUUCAAAACACUCUGCAAUACCAUUUCAGAACCGGAAAGCUUCCCGUGGAUAGAAUUUCAGUCAACUUAUUCGUAGAUGGGUUACCGCUUCAUCAUAGUGGACCGACACAAUUAUGGCCCAUUAUGAUGCAGCCUCACGAGCUACCGGAGGAGCCUAUAAUGGUGUUAGGUAUUUUCUGUGGCUCGUCGAAACCAGACAACGUAGAAGAUUAUUUACGUCCUCUAGUGAGCGAUUUAAAUAACAUUCUGGAAACCGGAAUCAUCAUCCACAGCAAAAAGAUUACCAUAAGCCUCAGAGCCAUCAUCGCUGAUACUCCUGCUCGAGCGUUUAUUAAAGGAGUGGCCUAUUUCAACGCUGCAAAUGGCUGUAUUAAGUGUAAAAUUGUGGGUCGACAUGGCAAACGUACUCGCAGAAUGAUUUUUGAAGGCGUAGCAGCUAAAAGGACUGAUGCAGGGUUUAGAAGCGGGCAAUACGCUAUUGGGCAUCAAAGGCGACCUACACCUAUAGCGGAUAUUACAGGUUUAGACAUUAUUAAGCACAUACCUGUAUCGGACGAUCUCCACCUACUAUAUUCCGGAUUCAUGAAGUUAUUCGUGGUAGGUCAUGCAGAAGGAACUUUGUCUUCGUUUCCCAAGUGGACGUUAGAAGAACAAGAAGAGGUUUCGACCAUUUUAUUAAAAACUCGUUUGCCAGUAGAAAUUAAUAGGGCUAUGAGAUCGCUUAAAUAUGUAAAAUUUUGGAAGGGGUCUGAAUUUCGCACUUUCUUAAACCAUAUUAGCAUACCAUUACUGAAAGGAAGAAUUCAUGAUGAUGCCUAUCAUCAUUUUAAGCUGUUUUACGUAGCUAUUACUUUAUUAUCUAGUUCCCAUUUUAAAAGUCUUUGGGAUUAUGCAGAAACACUUUUAGAAAAGAUUGUCGCAGAAUUUAGUUUGCAUUAUCAUAAAUCGUAUAUCACUAGCAACAUACACAAUAUUUUACAUAUAGCUGAAGAUGUACGCGAAAUUGGACCCCUCCCUACAAUCUCUUCGUACCCUUUUGAGAACAGAUUACAAUUUAUAAAAUCAUUAGUACAGACAGGUCGUAGGACGUUAGCUCAAGUAGUAAAUAGGCUAACAGAGCUUAGGGAACUAGAAAAUAAGCAUAAUAAGACAAAUAUUUCAUAUCCAAUAGUAAAACAUAAGAAAGUUGAGGUUAUCUUUAAUAUUACAUCAAAAUUUAUGUUAAGACAAGGGAAUAGAAAUGGCUGGUUCCUAACAAAAGAAAAUGAAAUUAUAAGGUACAGUAGCGUUAAGCAAGUAUCAGGAUCAUACGUUAUAGAAGGACAGCAAUUAUUGAGGAAACAAGCUGCGUUCAGUUAUCCGAUUGCUUCUGAAACAGUUUAUAAUUUCCUAGGAAAACUAGAAGAUAUUUCAGGUUCAGGUAGAAUUAAGUAAUGUUAAAGUUAAGCUUGUAGCAAUUUCUGUCGAUGAUAGCUCAUUUUAUUUCAGUCCACUUUUGCACACUUUAAUGUAAUAAACAAAACAAAAUUUUAUCUGCUGUAUAAUAUACA
This is a messenger RNA of Anopheles stephensi (Asian malaria mosquito), 2337 nucleotides long. RefSeq lists its product as uncharacterized. The record is from RefSeq and is a predicted model, not a curated record. Lineage: Eukaryota; Metazoa; Arthropoda; Insecta; Diptera; Culicidae. The transcript is spliced from 4 exons. Bases 434 to 2221 code for a protein of 595 amino acids.